AAAGUGCAACUUGUGUAUUGUUUUGUAUUCCUAAGUUUCCUCUUUGCAAACAUACCUGGAGUUGUGUUGUGUUUCAUUCACACAUGUUUAACACACAAACCGUGCAUAUUUUGUUUUUCUCUCAGACUGAAAACGCUCUGUUCCACUUUGUGAUGUCGUGGUAAUACACGAAGGGCUCCACUGUGUUUUUAAACUCCAUACACCUUCACCAGAAUCAUUUGGAUGAGUUCAGCUCUGUGAUUGCCACUCUCUAUUGAACUGAAGUUAAAAGGUAGGUUUUAACAUGAAAACUACCUCUUCAAGACAUCACAAGGUGGAACAGAGCAUUUAGAGCUUUGUAAAUGUAGAUACACUCAGGAUAAAGGAUUACUCAAACGUGUGAAUGAAACAAAACACAACUCCGGGUAUGUUUUUGAUAAAGUAACAUUAUAACAUCACUCAAAGCUCACAAGGGUACAUUUUUCAUAAUAUAAGACCUUUAAGUUAUUUAAGGUCUAAUCACUAAUAUAAAUGAUCAGGCACAGUUUACCUUUUGGAUAUUUCUUAGCAAAGUACAAUGUGAUAAAAUCUAAAGACAAAAAAUAUAUAUAUUUAUUUAUAUGGUAGCAUAGAUGUAAGUGACAAAACAUAAAUGCGCACAUACAAGUAUUUUAUUAGUCUAUUUCUCUUAAAACUUCAAGAUAAAUACAUUUUUACAAGUCAUUAAGCUGAGUUUCCUCCUGUGCUUCCUUCUUUAGCUCCUGUUGGUGUGUGUUGAGACAGCUGCCUCUGUCACUCACUGCUACAGCUCAGUGUCAGUCUAGACUCAAAGAGGAGCAGGGUCGAGGUGGAGCUGCUGGGCCAUGAAGUUUGUGUAUGUGUGUCAUUUAAAUCCUUAAAAGGACAUAUCCACUAAAGACCGAGAUCCAGACCAACCCAGAUCCUGAGGAAAAUUCAUCUAGGAUUAAAAACCAGGCUGAACUGUUUGUGCACUCCCGGAUGGAGACGGAUUUAACUCCAGGCAUGGAAACACGACAGGCAAAGGCAACCAAUGAGAAAAAUGUGACCACAGCUGCAGCUAAAAGUGAGGAUUUGGCCAAAGCCAUACUGGCCCAUCGUUUCUAUCCUCCCGUCAUUGGUUCAGAGGCCUGGGAGGGAUACAAGUUUUCAGACCUGGAGAUUCGCAUCAAAGAGUCUACUGACUUCUACGGGGCGGUGCUAUGGCCUUCUGCAAUGGUCUUAUGUCAUUUCUUGGAGGAGAAUCGGGACACCUACAACUUAGUCGACAAAAACGUGAUUGAACUGGGAGCUGGGACUGGACUUGUCACAAUUGUAGCCAGUCUUUUAGGGGCUAAGGUGACCUCAACUGACCUUCCUGAUUUGUUGGGAAACCUCCAGUACAAUGUAAUGCGAAACACCAAGACUGGGUGCAGGUACAUCCCUCUGGUCACAGAGCUGUCCUGGGGUGCACAGGUGAACGAGCGAUUUCCCCAUAACACACAUUAUUUCGACUACAUUUUGGCAGCUGACGUGGUUUACGCUCACCCCUUUUUAGAUGAGCUACUGGACACUUUUGAGUAUCUGUGCAGAGAAAACACAGUGAUCUUGUGGGCCAUGCGUUUCCGACUGGACCCAGAGAACAGUUUUGUGGAUCGAUUUCAGGAACGUUUCCACCUGGAGGAGCUGUACGACCUGCCCACUUUAAGCAUAAAACUGUACCGAGCCUGGAGGAGGGACACAUUGACUAAUGGAGUUUAAUGGUGCAUCAUGCAACUUUUCUGGUGGAGGGUUCAUCAAAUGCUUUUCUUCAUGGAGAUGUUAUUGUUUUGUCUGGAAUGUUUCAUAGUAUAGCAUUAAACCUUUCUAUCUUCAUGGAGAUCAAACCAGACCAAGUAACAGGUCGGAUCAGUCACAAUGUCACAAUAUUUUUUGAGCUAUAAAACCACCUGUAAUUUAAUAAAUGUAAGGUAGAGCUGUUAUACUAUGGAACAUUUUAGGCAGAACAUCAUCAUACAUCUCCAUAGAAACAAGCAGGUGACAGACCCCCAGGUAUGCACAAAAGCUGCAUAGUGCACCUUUAAUGUUGCUAUUCUAUGCAGGGAAUUGUUGUUUACAUCUGGACCCAUUUAAACUUUGUCUACUGACCAUUUGUUAUAAAAAUCAACGCCUUUUUUAUUUUUAUUUAUUUGAUUUAAAAUGACCAGACACUUAUAUGUUUUUAUAAUCAAUUUGACUGGUAACAUGAAGCCUUAUCCUCUGCAUUUUUUGUCUCACAUCAACCAACCUUUUGCCCUGUUUACGUAUAUGUUAAUUUCUUGGUUGGUUUUCCUUCAAAUCACCGCAUCAAAACUUAAUUUCUUCUCUAACCCUCCUCUGUACGUGUCUUAACUUCUCCAUUUUACCUUCAAAACACUUGACCCAUGCCCCUCAUAUGUCUAACCCCAUCCAUCCUGCACAUCGUCAACAUCUUCAGAUCUGCUACCUCUGCAAUGUUAACCUCAGCAAUUCAACCAAAACUUAAGUGAUAUCAGCUUAUGUCUUAAUUGUUGCUUGAACACAGCAGUUUUUGUUGUUUCACUGGUCAUUAAAAUUGCUUAGCUACAUUUUAUUUGU
This is a messenger RNA of Boleophthalmus pectinirostris (great blue-spotted mudskipper), 2592 nucleotides long. It is a transcript of the gene mettl21e, whose product is annotated as methyltransferase like 21e. Gene Ontology annotation, biological process: peptidyl-lysine methylation. The record is from RefSeq and is a predicted model, not a curated record. The transcript has 5 exons. Gene Ontology annotation, molecular function: protein-lysine N-methyltransferase activity. Lineage: Eukaryota; Metazoa; Chordata; Actinopteri; Gobiiformes; Gobiidae. The coding region runs from base 979 to 1737 and encodes 252 amino acids. Gene Ontology annotation, cellular component: cytoplasm; cytosol.